AUGGCCGUGACGGAGAGCGUUGGUCAAAAACGGGCGACCGGUUCGACGGUGCAUGCGUUACGACUGACGGCCGACGCCGAACACUGGCCGCCCGGUGCGAAACGACCCGACGAUGCGCAGCGGACGCCCCAAACCGAUGGUCGUAAGAAUACGGAGCGCGCUUUGAGCAACGUCACAUCCACUUGCGUUUUUCGUCGGCUGGAGGACGUCGAGAAUCUUCUAGAACAUUCGAUUAGCCGCCCGCCGUAUACAGAGUGA
Molecule: messenger RNA, 258 nt
Organism: Macrosiphum euphorbiae (potato aphid)
Lineage: Eukaryota; Metazoa; Arthropoda; Insecta; Hemiptera; Aphididae
Source: the annotation of a GenBank genome assembly